CAACAAAUAAUGAAAAUACAAUUUAUUUUAAUAUUAUUUUUGUUUUAUAUAUGUACUACAUUAGUAAUAUCAUGUCCAGAUUAUCCAGAGCCAAUCGAAAUUGAUCAAAAUAACCCAACAUUACAAAAAGCAUAUGCUGAGGUAGAUUCAAUUAUCCAAGCUGGUAUGAAGGCCAACGGUGUCAAAAGCUUUAUUGCCUCCAUUGUAUAUAGAGAUCAAAUUGUAUGGAGCAAGACAUACGGCAAUGUGAAUCCAUUGGACCCAAAAUCUCCACCUCUAACUUUAGAUAAUGCAGUUAGAAUUGCAAGUAUUAGUAAAACAUUUACCGAUUUAAUGAUGUUUCAAUUAAGAGACAAAGGAAUUGUUUCGUUAGAUGAUCCAGUAUCAAAGCAUUUCCCAGAGUUUACUAUUGGCAAUCUUUAUAAUACCAAAAAAGAGAUAACUCUUAGAGAACUUGCAUCACAUAGUUCAGGGUUAGGAAGAGAAGUACCAUGCAAUUAUGAUGAAUUACCAGAUUUAACAAAGUGUUCCGAACAAGUAAUCAUAGAAAGGUUAUCAAAAAUGUUUGUUAUUUUACCAACCUAUAAAACAAUCCACUAUUCCAAUUUGGGUUUGGCCUUACUUGGUAGAACUCUUGAAAAAGCAGCAAACACUCAAUACGAAAAGUAUGUACACGAAAAGAUAUUCUAUCCUCUAGGAAUGCAUAACUCAUCUUGCUAUUACGAUGACGUCAAGGAUAUUUUAGCACAGGGAGUUGAUUUAUGGCCAAAUGGUAGUUAUUCAAUUGCACCAGUUGAAGGUCUUGGUUGGGGUACACCAAUGGGUGGUAUUUAUAGUACUGCACGUGAUAUGUCGAAAUAUAUGGCAUUUUGGUUAAACAAUGAAUUUGAUGAUCAUAUUUUAGAUCCAUCAACUCAUAAUGAAGCAUUAUCAGCAGUCCAAUUAGUAAAUGAUGGUGUUAAUGCUUACGGUACACCAUUUGAAAUGUUUUAUGAUAGUGAAAAUCAAAUUUGGACAAAGAAUAAAGCCGGUCAAUUGGAUGGAUAUCGUACUCAAAUGUCUUUAAUUAAGCCAUUGAAACUUGGUCUUUUCUUUUCAUCAUUGUUGGCAUUUGAAACUGAAGAUGUAUUCACUAGAGCUGCUACUCAAGUGUUGGUACCAGCAUAUGAAGCUGUUUUAAGAGAAGCAAAUAGUAAACCUCAAAGCUAUGAAGAAACUAUUCCAUCAUUCAGCUCAAUCAAACAUUCUAAACCACCACAAAAAAUACCAGAUCAUGCUUUUGUUGGCUUCUAUGAAAAUAGUGAAGGCUCAGUAUUCAUUGUUGAUAAUAGUACAGGUUCGUUAUUGGCCAGUUUUGGGGACAAUGUUAAAUAUAACAUGAGCGCCUUCAGUGAAGACUACCCAGAAAUCCUUAGAAUUCAAGUUGUCCAAACACCCUCAUAUCCAUGCUGGUUUGUUGUUGAUGGAAGUAAUUACGAAUUGGUUUAUUUCACAUUAAACUCUGAAGACUAUCUUUCGUCGGAUUUAACCUGUAAUGGUGUCACAGCAAUGGGUCAAAAAAUGAAUCUAGUUUCUAAAAAUCCAAAUUAUUCAUCAACUGUUAAAUUAAAUAGACCACCAAGAUCAAAAUUUUUAUAAAUUAUAAAUAACCAUUUUUAGGAAAAAAAAAAAAAAAAAAAAAAUAAAAUAAACAAAAAAAGAUUAUACCAUUUUUUGAAUAAUGGAUUGAUACCACUAUUAUUUG
Dictyostelium purpureum is the source of this 1744-nucleotide messenger RNA. RefSeq lists its product as uncharacterized. The transcript has 3 exons. The record is from RefSeq and is a predicted model, not a curated record. NCBI's taxonomy places the organism in Eukaryota, Evosea, Eumycetozoa, Dictyosteliales, Dictyosteliaceae. The coding region runs from base 10 to 1638 and encodes 542 amino acids.